This is a messenger RNA of Fraxinus pennsylvanica, 1809 nucleotides long. The record is from the annotation of a GenBank genome assembly. Lineage: Eukaryota; Viridiplantae; Streptophyta; Magnoliopsida; Lamiales; Oleaceae.
AUGGAGGCGGCAACAUUCACUCCGGCUACACAGAUUCCAACCAUAGGAUUAUCUUAUUCUUCAUCGUCCUCACUGUGCUCCUCUGGUUCUCGCUCUCUACAGUUCUUACGGCGUAGUUCUCACAACUUGAAACCUUCAAAAGGCUUCUCAAUUCGCGCCUCUUCUUCUGUUGAGGAUGACUCUGUGGUGACGCUGCUUGAUUAUGGAGCUGGGAAUGUGCGCAGUGUCAGAAAUGCAAUUCGGUUUCUUGGCUUUGACAUCAAAGAUGUGCAAACACCCGAAGACAUCAUGAAUGCCAAACGCCUCAUUUUUCCGGGGGUAGGUGCAUUUGCUGCUGCCAUGGAUGUGCUAAACAAGAAGGGGAUGGCUGAAGUGCUUUGUGCGUACAUUGAGCAAGAUCGUCCAUUUUUAGGCAUUUGUCUUGGACUGCAAUUAUUAUUUGAAUCAAGUGAGGAAAAUGGACCAGUAAAAGGACUUGGUUUAAUUCCUGGAGUAGUUGGACGUUUUGACUCGUCAAAUGGUUUCAGAGUACCUCAUAUCGGCUGGAAUGCUCUCCAAAUAAGAAAGGACUCCCAGAUUUUGGAUGAUAUCGAAAGUCAUCAUGUCUAUUUUGUUCAUUCUUACCGUGCAAUGCCAUCAGAUGAUAAUAAAGAAUGGAUAUCGUCUACUUGCAAUUAUGGUGAGAACUUCAUAGCCUCUGUUAGAAGGGGAAAUGUCCAUGCUGUUCAGUUCCACCCAGAGAAGAGUGGAGAUGUUGGUCUUUCUAUAUUGAGAAGAUUCUUGUAUCGAAAAUGUGAAACAACAAAGAAGCCGUCAGUCCAAAGGAAAGCUUCUAAACUUGCGAAAAGGGUCAUUGCUUGUCUUGAUGUAAGAACAAAUGACAACGGUGACCUUGUUGUAACCAAAGGAGACCAGUAUGAUGUGAGAGAGCACACCAAAGAGAAUGAGGUGAGGAACCUUGGCAAGCCAGUUGAGCUUGCUGGACGAUAUUACCUUGACGGGGCUGAUGAGGUUAGUUUUUUGAAUAUUACCGGCUUCCGAGACUUCCCUCUUGGAGAUUUGCCUAUGUUGCAGGUACUGAGGUAUACAUCUGAGAAUGUUUUUGUACCAUUGACUGUUGGAGGAGGUAUUCGAGAUUUUACUGAUGGAACUGGCAGGUACUACUCUAGUUUGGAAGUUGCUUCAGAAUAUUUCCGAUCUGGUGCAGAUAAGGUUUCCAUUGGAAGUGAUGCAGUAUAUGCAGCAGAAGAAUACUUGAAAACCAGAGUAAAAACUGGGAAGAGCAGCCUGGAGCAGAUCUCUAGAGUGUAUGGGAAUCAGGCGGUUGUUGUAAGCAUUGAUCCUCGUAGGGUGUACUUGAAGGACCCCAAUAAUGUAGAAUUCAAGGCUAUAAGAGUAAGAAAUCCAGGUCCAAAUGGAGAAGAAUACGUAUGGUACCAAUGCACAGUGAAUGGCGGGCGAGAAGGUCGACCAAUUGGGGCAUAUGAGCUUGCCAAAGCUGUUGAAGAAUUGGGGGCUGGAGAAAUACUCAUAAAUUGCAUUGACUGUGAUGGUCAAGGAAAGGGGUUUGAUAUAGAUCUAGUAAAGCUGAUCUCAGAUGCUGUGAGCAUUCCUGUAAUUGCAAGUAGUGGUGCUGGAGCUGUUGAACACUUCUCCGAAGUUUUCUUGGAAACAAAUGCAUCUGCUGCCCUUGCUGCCGGCAUUUUCCAUCGGAAGGAGGUUCCUAUUCAAUCUGUGAAAGAGCACUUGUCAAAGGAAGGCAUUGAAGUUAGAAUCAGCACAUCUUUGAAUUAUACUUCUCCACUCUAG